Molecule: messenger RNA, 444 nt
Organism: Eremothecium cymbalariae DBVPG#7215
Lineage: Eukaryota; Fungi; Ascomycota; Saccharomycetes; Saccharomycetales; Saccharomycetaceae
Exons: 1
Coding region: 1-444 (147 amino acids)
Biological process (GO): mating; sexual reproduction
Cellular component (GO): extracellular region
Molecular function (GO): mating pheromone activity
Source: RefSeq, a predicted model, not a curated record
AUGAAGUUAUCUAGUUUACUUCCAAUCUUGGCAGCCGCCACUACAGCCAUCGCUGCUCCUGUGCAGACCCAAGGUGCUGAAUCCCAUCUCAACAUUCCUCAAGAAGCCGUCCUCGGAUUCAUCGACUUAGGCAAUGGAAACGACAUUCAAGUUACCACCAUACUUAACGGAACCCAAAACGGCAUCCUGUUGUUCAACUCAACUGUAGCCAACGCUGCCGCUGCACCUUCCGACUCCACCCUCGCUAAACGUGACGCGGACGCAUGGCAUUGGCUAAGAUUCAACCGUGGCGAACCCAUGUACAAGAGAAGUGCAAGUGCAGAUGCGGAUGCUUGGCACUGGUUAAGAUUCUCCAAAGGUGAACCGUUGCAUAGGAGAAAUGCUGACGCCGACGCCGACGCAUGGCAUUGGCUGAGAUUCAACCGUGGUGAACCCAUGUACUAA